Messenger RNA from Aplosporella prunicola CBS 121167, 552 nucleotides. RefSeq lists its product as uncharacterized. Gene Ontology annotation, biological process: protein transport. The transcript has 6 exons. NCBI's taxonomy places the organism in Eukaryota, Fungi, Ascomycota, Dothideomycetes, Botryosphaeriales, Aplosporellaceae. Gene Ontology annotation, cellular component: lysosomal membrane. Gene Ontology annotation, molecular function: GTP binding; GTPase activity. The coding region runs from base 1 to 552 and encodes 183 amino acids. The record is from RefSeq and is a predicted model, not a curated record.
AUGGCCGGCUUCUUCAGACGCAUCUAUGAUUGGCUGCUGCGCCUGUUCUGGGCCACCGAGAUGGACAUCACCAUGAUCGGCCUGCAGAACGCUGGCAAGACCUCGUUGCUGAGGGUUCUGGCGGGUGGCGAGUUUACCAUCGACUCGAUUCCAACCGUCGGGUUCAACAUGAAGCGAGUCCAAAAGGGCCAUGUGACCCUGAAAUGUUGGGACCUCGGUGGUCAGCCCAGGUUUCGGUCCAUGUGGGAGCGCUACUGUCGGGGUGUGAACGCCAUCGUAUUUAUCGUGGACUCGGCGGAUAGAGAGGCGUUACCCGUCGCGCGAGAGGAGCUCCAGAUCCUGUUGGAGAAGCCGGCGUUGGAGGGUAUCCCCUUGCUUGUGCUUGGCAACAAGUCGGACCUACCCGACAAGCUAUCGGUCGACGAACUGAUCGAGGCGCUGAAUCUCCGGGCGGUAUCGCAUCGCGAAGUGAGCUGCUACGGCAUCAGUGCCAAGGAAGAGACCAACUUGGACGCCGUUUUGCAGUGGCUGAUCGCGCGCUCGAGCAAAUAG